Molecule: messenger RNA, 771 nt
Organism: Rhinichthys klamathensis goyatoka
Lineage: Eukaryota; Metazoa; Chordata; Actinopteri; Cypriniformes; Leuciscidae
Gene: nrsn1l
Product: neurensin 1-like
Exons: 3
Coding region: 37-687 (216 amino acids)
Biological process (GO): nervous system development
Cellular component (GO): transport vesicle; neuron projection; neuronal cell body
Source: RefSeq, a predicted model, not a curated record
AUCAGCAGCGCAUGCGCAUUGUGCGCGCUCCAGCAAAUGCAAACUUUGGCUGAUGAAGACACGAAAACAAGCAACAAGGAUCGAUUACUGAACAUUCGGUCUGAAAUGGCCUCUUGCUCUGAGGUUUGUGGGUCCAGUCACGCGGUCGACUCCGGCUGUCGUGUUUUCGGAGUGCGCUCCUAUUUACACCACUUCUACGAGGAGUGCACAGCCUCAAUGAGGGAGCAGCAGGAGGACUUUCAGGGCCAGAGAUCACCGCUGCGGUGGAGCUCAGGCUUCUGGAAGGUCACACUUGCGGUUGGUGUGGUACUCCUGACAGUGGGGCUGGUGAUCAUGACUGUGGGCUAUGCCAUCCCCACUCGCAUUGAGGCUUUCGGUGAAGGCGAACUGCUGUUCGUGGACCGCCAGGCCAUGCGCCACAAUCACUCGCUACACAUAUGUGUUCUGGUCGGGACGGGGCUUCUCACUCUGGGCGGGGUUCUGAUGGCAGGUGGAAUCCUGACGUCUAACUUCUCCACAACUCCCACAAAAAAGGAAGACUCCAAAGGAGAACGGAAGGGGGGGAGCAGAGUCGUGAGCGCAAUGAGAAGCCCAGCAGACCCUGUAAUGAAGCCUCCCAGUCCGGCCUCUGGUGAAGGAGUAGUAUCUCCUCUUGCUAGGGACGAUAAAGUUCAGAAGUGCUCAUAAAAGAGCUGUUUGACAAUGCCCGUUCAAGAGUGCUGUCAAAACAAUCAGCAAAAGCUCCUUGUUUAUUUCAAUGAGAAAUUUGGG